This is a messenger RNA of Pyrgilauda ruficollis (rufous-necked snowfinch), 6069 nucleotides long. It is a transcript of the gene SLC44A1, whose product is annotated as solute carrier family 44 member 1. Gene Ontology annotation, cellular component: plasma membrane. Gene Ontology annotation, biological process: choline transport; transmembrane transport. The record is from RefSeq and is a predicted model, not a curated record. Gene Ontology annotation, molecular function: choline transmembrane transporter activity. NCBI's taxonomy places the organism in Eukaryota, Metazoa, Chordata, Aves, Passeriformes, Passeridae. The coding region runs from base 188 to 2140 and encodes 650 amino acids. The transcript is spliced from 16 exons.
GGAGGAUGAGGGGGCGUCGCGGCGGCGCUUGUGUUGCAGCCGCGCUCGUCUGACCGGGCCCCGCGGUCCUCGCCGCUUCCUCCGUGCCGCCGUCCGUACGCCCCGCACCGCGCCGCCGCUCGGGGCGGGAGAGUCGCGGAGAGUGGAUGCCUAGCGGGCACCCACGGGGCAGAGACCCGCGGACGCCAUGGGCUGCUGCAGCUCCGCCGCGCAGAGUUCUAAGCGAGAGUGGAAACCUUUGGAAGACCACAGCUGCACAGAUGUACCAUGGCUGCUCUUAUUCAUCCUCUUCUGCAUAGGAAUGGGUUUUAUCUGUGGCUUUUCAAUAGCUACUGGAGCAGCUGCAAGACUGCUUUCGGGAUAUGAUAGUUACGGAAAUAUUUGUGGACAGAAAAAUGUAAAGGUGGAGGGAAUAGUCAACAGUGGUCUGGACCUCACACACAAGAAGUAUGUAUUCUUCUUGGAUCCAUGCAACAUUGAUCUAGUACAUCAGAAGAUUAAGUCUAUUGCCUUGUGUGUAUCAGCUUGCCCAAGGAAAGAACUGAAAACUCUGGCUGAUAUACAGAAAUUUGCAGAAACUAAUGGAUCCACUCUGUGUAGCUAUGAACUACAGCCAUCAGAAUAUACAACAGACCCAAGGGCUGCCAAAUUAUGUCCUAAAUAUCCUGUUCCAGAGAGUGCACCUAUUCCAUUCUUCCAUCGCUGUGCUCCUGUGAACAUUUCCUGCUAUGCCAAGUUUGCAGAGGCCCUGAUCACCUUUGUCAGUGACAGUAGUGUCUUACACAGGCUGAUUAGUGGAGUUAUGACCAGCAAAGAGAUUAUAAUGGGACUUUGCUUGUUAUCACUAGUGUUGUCCAUGAUUUUGAUGGUUAUAAUAAGGUACAUUUCAAGAGUACUUGUCUGGAUUUUAACAAUUCUUGUCAUUCUGGGAUCACUUGGUGGUACAGGAGUUCUGUGGUGGCUCUAUGCUAAACAACGAAUAUCUGCUGGUGCUCUUGAGACCCAAAUAGCCAAAGACAAUCUUCAGGCUCUCUUGAUCUAUGCCAUUGCAGCUACAGUCUUCACGGUUAUCUUGUUCUUGAUCAUGUUAAUUAUGCGCAAAAGAGUAGCUCUCACCAUUGCCCUGUUCCACGUGGCUGGCAAGGUCUUCAUUCACCUGCCGCUGUUAGUCUUCCAGCCAUUUUGGACAUUCUUUGUGCUUAUCCUCUUCUGGACAUACUGGAUCACAGUCCUGCUUUUUCUUGGUACUACAGGUAGUCCAGUCCCAAAUGAAGAAGGAUUUGUUGAAUUCCGGAUGGCAGGUCCUUUGAAAUACAUGUGGUGGUACCAUGCAGUGGGACUCAUCUGGAUCAGCGAGUUUAUCCUAGCCUGUCAGCAGAUGACAGUAGCAGGGGCUGUUGUAACAUACUAUUUUACAAGGGAGAAAAGAAAUCUGCCAUUUACUCCUAUUCUGGCAUCUGUUAAUCGCCUUGUUUGUUACCACCUAGGAACAGUAGCAAAGGGGUCUUUCAUUAUCACACUAGUGAAGAUACCACGAAUGAUUCUUAUGUAUAUUCACACACAACUCAAAGGAAAGGAAAAUGCUUGUGCUCGCUGUAUGCUUAAAGCCUGCAUUUGCUGCCUUUGGUGUCUAGAAAAGUGCCUGACAUAUUUAAAUCAGAAUGCGUAUACAGCCACAGCUAUCAACAGUACCAAUUUCUGCACCUCAGCAAAGGAUGCCUUUGUUAUCCUAGUGGAAAAUGCUUUGCGAGUGGCUGCCAUAAACACAGUUGGGGAUUUUAUGCUGUUUCUAGGAAAGGUCCUGAUUGUCUGCAGCACAGGUUUGGCCGGCAUUAUGUUGCUGAAUUACCAACAAGAUUACACCAUCUGGGUGCUGCCACUCAUCAUUGUCUGCCUCUUUGCAUUCCUGGUUGCUCACUGCUUCCUUUCCAUUUAUGAAAUGGUUGUUGAUGUCCUUUUCUUAUGUUUUGCCAUCGACACAAAAUACAAUGAUGGGAGCCCUGGCAGGGAAUUCUACAUGGAUAAAGUUCUCAUGGAGUUUGUGGAGAAUAGUAAGAAAUCUAUGAAAGAAGCUGGCCGGGGAGGUGGAGCUGAGGGCAGAGAGCUAAAACCAAUGGCCUCUGGAGCAAGUUCAUCUUGAAACUAGCCAGCCAUAUUGGAACCCAUUGACAUUCCAAAACAGUAUAUAUAUACAUAUAUACAUACAUACAUAUAUAUAUAUAUAUACAUACAUACAUACAUAUAUAUAUAUAUAUAUAUAUAUAAACAGCCAAAAUCAGAUAAAAGGAACAGGGAUUUAAAACUUUUUUUAACAAUUAUUUUUGUGAAACAUGUACUCUUUUCAUACGGGUGGCUUUUACAAGCAGCUUUAUCAUUGUUCCAUUUCUUAAAUUAUUUGUUGUGGUCAUGGAAAUGUUGAUUCUUCUUAUCUGCUUGAUAUUUUGAAAUCUGGAGGAAGUAUCAUUGUAAAGAUAAUCUGAAAUCAUGACUGGGUUUAGAGACAGAUUUCCCAUGACACUGCUAAUCUGCUGAGGGUUUUACUUGUUUAAUUUCUUUAAAAUCUGCAUUAAAUUCAGGACAGUGACAUGUACAGAAAACCUUAAAAUCAAGAAAAGUCUCAAAUUUAUUUUUUCAAGAGGUCAUUUCAGCAAAAAUUUGUUCAGUUGAAAUGUGUUUGUAAGCAGUUAUUUUACUUUACAGCCCUGGCAGGGCACAGUUCUGUUUACCAGUAUCAGAUAUCACAAUAACCAACUCCUCAGGUAUUUAGGUGUGUGGGAGCCCUUGCAUCUCCUAUUAAACAGAACCUACAAAAUGGGGACAGAUAAUUUUUAUAUGCAAUUAACUUCCUGCUUACCCUACUUUUACCCCUCAUACCCAUUGCCCUCUAUCCUCCCCCUGAGUUCAGUAGCCUCCUUCACACUUCAGCAGUGCUCCUGUGAAGGGUAUGGAUUCUCCAUACGGGCAAGUGAAAUAACAGAUUGUUAAAGCUCAGUCUUAGCCAUACUCAUGAUUAAUUCAUGACUAGAUACAAAGAUGCUGAGGAUGGGAAGAAAAAUGAAUUAUACUGCUGUACAUAAAAAAGUACUGUAUGCUUCAUUUCAUCUAAUGAGAGAUCUCUGGGAGGUAGAAAGGACCAUUCCUUGCCUGUUGCUUGAUCCAUAUUUGUAAAUACUGUAGUGGGUGGCUAAAGCCAGAAAGGGCAGAGAAACAUUCCUUUGGAAGUGUAGCUGUCAGGAUAGUUAUCUGAAAUUAUUAAAUAAUGACAAGAGAACAUGCUUUUUUAAUUAUUAUUAGAUACAUAAAUAUCUCUUUAGUCUGGAAGUUCACCAGAUAUGAAUGCUAAUAUUCAAUUUUUCAGCAUAGUGAAUUGGUAAAUGCAUAACUGUAUUUGCUAAGAAUUGAUGAUCUGUCUAUGCUAUAUAUUCCUUUUGUUAACAUUUUUUUAAGAAAACUAUUUUUGUUAUUGUAAUGUUAAUAUUUCAGAGCAGAAUUUUUAAACUUAUUGCACUAAAUACAAGCUGUCUACAAAAAAUGAUGCCUCAAUGGUUCAACCACUCCAUUCCAGAAAAUCUUUUGAAGGAGUAAGAGCCUUUCUACGGAAGCUUUAUGAUGGAGUAGAGAGGUAUGUCUAGGUAAAGACAUGCACAACUCGUGUAAUCAAGGUUUAGUAAGUAAGCAGUUAACUGUGCUUCCUUUCAGACUAUCAGACUUCCAAAUUGCUGCUGAAGGUUUAUAAUAUAUAUAAUUAUGUAGUAUCAUUUAGCUAACUAGUGCUCUUAUCUUUUUGGCAAUAGUAAAACAUUUCACUUUUGCUUCCAGAAGUCAUUUGAUAACUUAAAUUUGUUACUUUUUUUUUUCCUAUAAGCCAGUUAAAACAAUUUACACUUUUCAUAUCACAGAACCCAAACUAUUUGAAUGGUACAAAAAUAAAGAUACAUUCAGAAAGGAUAGCUUGGGGAGUUGGGGAGGCAAAGAGAAUUAUCCAGUCCUGGAAGCACUUACUAAUUUAAGUGAACCAUAUCUGUAACUACUAGCAUCAGGAGGGCUCUCUAAGUAUGGAAAUUGUAAUGUACACAUCUGUGUAAGUGCUGACUGGACUAGAGCUUCAGCCUAGGGAUUCAAACUGGAGCACAGGUGAGGCCUCUCUGUGCAAGUUAGAGGUCAGACUUGCCCAGAAGAAACACUGGAGCAGCCUUACUUUUGUGGAGAGGAGACAUUCCUGCAGUCCAGUGUCUAAGAUAGCAGUGGUACUCAACACCAGUAUUUGUGUAGAUCAGAGAGGUUUAACAACACAAAUUUAAAAACUAGCUUAGAUGAAUCCUAGAAACUGGUUUUCAAGACUAAAAGACUUAUCAAGUACCCAGUUGCUUCCAGAGAAUCUAGUUUCAUCUUGUUUGGAGGUUAUGGGAAGUGCUUAAUCAAAGAAGCCUUGUAUUCUGCUCAUUUUGAUAAAAAAAAUUCUGCCAUGACUGGUUCCACAAGUUUGUGUUCUCCACUCACUGGAUGUCCUGAGUGGGAACUGUAUUCUGUAAUUGCAACUAGGACUGCAAUUGGAAACAAAUUUUGUAUUUUUGUAUGACUUGACUGUGCACCAUUUUUAUAGCAGUUUAUCCUGUCUUAAAAAUAAAUUUGUUUAUUUACAUGGUGUAUAAAAGAUACAGGAAACACUUUUCUAUGGGUAGUUGUAAUGUUUAAGUGAGAAACCUAUAUAAUUACACAGUUCUUAAUAAAAACAUGUGCACCAUUCUUGAGUGUAUAUCCAGCAUGCAGAGCUUUCCAGUCUUGCCAAAAAGGCAUUCCAUCCACACACAGGCUUUCCAGUGGCCCUUUAAAGGUUUUGAAUGUCCAUUGAUGUUCAUUUGCAACCAAACUACAAGCUGCCCUCUUCCAGCUCUGUCUUGUGCACAGAGAUAAGCAGAAGACAGAAUUCUGAAAAGACAACUUUUCAGGACAAAUUUAGACUGCUUUCCUUCCCUAGUGGGGAUAGUGGAGUGGGAGGACAUUUUGGCAUUUAAAUCCUAUACAUAAAUUUUGGCAGUAGGGAUGCUGGGGUCUGCCAGCUGUGAGGGAUUAAACACUCCUUUUGACUGUUGGUUAUUAAAGCCAGUGUAUGGUCUGCUUUGUGGGAAGCAGUCUAGACUAAGUAGAGAGUGAUGCUGCACUGAGAAUAACAAUGCAGGAGGAGCAGAUGAGACAGCUAAAACAGAGAAAUCAUCUUCUCAGAAAGUCCAUUGAAUUGAGUAGUGCUAAAAGACUGGAAAUUUAGGCUGGACAAUUUGGAUUUAGAAACAAUCAUUGGGAUUACUGCUUCCCAGCAUUUGGUUUCUGCAUCAUAGCCUCUGACCAGCUAAGUUUCAAACAGAAAAAGCAUACCAAUCCUUAAAUUGUUAAAUUUUUUCCCCACAUUAUUUUUUCUGUUUGGAAGUUGAACAGCACCAUAUCUUUACUGCUUCUUCCGGCCCUAGAAAAAGUUUUUUGUUUUUGUUCUUUUGCGUCUCAUUUCCAUAUUGCUCUCUGAGUAAAAGAGUGGCAAGUGGCAGAGUUCAGCUCGCCUUUGUCCCUUGAUCUUACCACAUUCCCUUUUACCUUCCCAAGGUAAUGAUUCAGGAUAUUACCUGUACUGAAUGAGAGGGAGAGUAUGUGCUAAGCUGAAGUUUUUCUUUUUUCUUUUUUUUUUUUGUCGGGUGUUACUCCAUCACUGUGAUUAGAAGUGCAGCCAAUCACUUCUAGAGUUUCACUGCUGCUCCACAGCUAGGCUUAACACAUCGGAUGGCCAGCUUAGAUUUGCAUCUUCAGCUUUCAAUGAGCUCCCAGUGCCAGGAUGGGCUUCUAAAUGUGGCCUUACAUUGGCAUAGUGAAUGAAGGACUUUUGUAUUUGAAAAGUGUUUUCUAUAAGGGAGACCUAACAGUGGAAAAUGCAGUUAAAUGUUGUGGUGGGUUGACUAUGGCUGUCACAUACACUGCUACUCUGUUGCUUGCUCAGUCCCUGCAACAGGAUGGGAGAGAGCAGUGAAAAGACAAAAACAUUGAUAAAAGUGCAGUUCACUAAGCAAAAUGUGGCGGGGGGGG